AUGUCACGAGGACAGGCCGGAGAGCUUGAUCAUGCAAGUCAGUCAGCCAACUGUCAUGUUUGCAUAUGCCUUCCAAAUGGGUUGCACGCAAAGACGUAUUCAUGCCGCACACCUUCUGCCGCAGUAGGAACGGCAAGUUUGGGCGCGCAAAGCAAAAAGGCUAAUACAGAAUUGGAAGGAGCUCAGAUACAGUGUUCGCGGGGACCAAAUGUGCAUCAAUCAUUCGGCACGCCGCCGCAGCAAUUACACGAGGGCCCAAGCCGGUAG
Pyricularia grisea is the source of this 267-nucleotide messenger RNA. RefSeq lists its product as uncharacterized. NCBI's taxonomy places the organism in Eukaryota, Fungi, Ascomycota, Sordariomycetes, Magnaporthales, Pyriculariaceae. The coding region runs from base 1 to 267 and encodes 88 amino acids. The transcript has 3 exons. The record is from RefSeq and is a predicted model, not a curated record.